Messenger RNA from Mugil cephalus (flathead mullet), 2328 nucleotides. RefSeq names its product cytokine receptor-like factor 1a (gene crlf1a). The record is from RefSeq and is a predicted model, not a curated record. Gene Ontology annotation, molecular function: protein binding; cytokine receptor activity. Gene Ontology annotation, biological process: cytokine-mediated signaling pathway. Lineage: Eukaryota; Metazoa; Chordata; Actinopteri; Mugiliformes; Mugilidae. Bases 376 to 1560 code for a protein of 394 amino acids. Gene Ontology annotation, cellular component: external side of plasma membrane. The transcript has 9 exons.
AUUUAGCUGCAGGAAGCAUUAAGAAGGGGGAAAGACUGCAAACAGGACGCGGUAUGCUCACUCUUUAAGGCUUUAAUAGGGACGAGCUGCUUCAUGGCUUCUCACGGGGUGACUUUUUCCACUGGGUCACACUUUUUCUAGUGCGCUCCUUCACUCCACAGAGAGAAAUAGAAGGAGGGAGACAGAGAAAGAGAGUUGUCUUGUUAAUAAAAUCCGGACCUGGAACCCCGUGCUGUUUUUUUUUUUUUUUUUUUUGUUUGUUUUUUUUCUUUUCGUGCUGUGCGUAAUUUGGAUCCAGGCUCGAGUAAAAGGCGACAUCAACAAAACAACCGCGAGGACGAGGAAUCACCACAGAAAUAAAGCUAACUUUGGAAAAUGAAUGCCGUCUUGGACUUCUGGUUGGUUUUCCUCACGCUGCACACUCCCGGCGUGCUGUCCUUGUCCACACAUGUAGCAAUCAUCUACCCCCAGGAUCCGGUGCUUCGCAUGGGAUCCAACCUGACAGUCAGCUGCUGGGUCCACCCCGACCUUGGCGUCCAUGCCAGCUCGCUGUUCUGGACCCUGAACGGCCAACAGCUGCCUCCCUCCCUAUACAGAGUGCUGAGCCCGACUAACCUUAGUGUGACGCUGGCGGGACUCAACGCGUCCAGGCAAACGUCCGGUGACAACCUCGUCUGUCACAACCACAAGGGACAUAUACUGGCCGGCUCCUGUCUCUACGUUGGGAUGCCACCAGAGAAGCCGGUCAAUCUGACCUGCUGGUCCAGGAACACCAAAGACCUCACUUGCAGCUGGGCUCCAGGAGGAAGAGGAGAGACUAACAUCAGCACUAUGUACAGGCUCAAGUACAAACUCAGAUGGUACGGUACGGAGAAAGAGUGCGAGGAUUACACUCACACACAGCCGUACUCCUGCAGCAUCACCCAGGACCUGCACCUCUUCACGCCCUACGAAAUCUGGGUGGAGGCCUCCAACCAGUUGGGACGGGCCGCCUCUGAUGUCAUCACCCUUGACAUUUUAGACGUGGUGACCACAGACCCUCCGUCAGGUGUGACUGUGAGUCGCGUUGGGCAGCUGGAGGACCAGCUGAGCGUUCGCUGGGAGGCCCCGCCAGCUCUCAAAGACUUCCUGUUCCAGGCCAAAUACCAGAUCCGCUACAGGCUGGAGGACAGCCAAGACUGGAAGGUGAUGGACGACGUGGGGAACCAGACUUCUUGCAGACUGGCCGGACUCAGGCCCGGAACGGUGUAUUUUGUCCAGGUUCGCUGUAACCCCGUGGGCAUCUACGGCUCUCGCAAGGCCGGGAUCUGGAGCGAGUGGAGCCACCCCACGGCUGCUUCCACACCCCACAGCGAGCGACUCAUGUCGGGCUCCUGCGACUCAAAGUCCAGCGGGGACUCCAACUCCACCCUCCGCAGGGAGCUGAAGCAGUUCUUCGGCUGGGUGCGGAAGCACGCCUACGGUUGCAGCAGCAUGUCCAUGAAGCUGUACGACCAGUGGAGAGUGCUGAUGCAGAAAUCGCACAAAGCUCGCAACCAGGUAGGUUCUCCAAGGGGAUAAAUCAUAGCACAUGCUGACUUUACAGAAAACAAGAACUGAGUGAAUGUGAUUUCUGUUUUCGUCUAUGUGUGCGUGUAUGAGAAAAAAGAGAUUGUAUUCGUAUAUUGGAAUUAUCAAGACAAUUUGCUCCGGACAUUUUGUGUGUGGAUACCAGCUGUGGCUGCGAGAGGACACCCAAAGACAAACUGUGGGAUAUUCCUGCUUUUGUGCAUCGUCUCCAGUCAGCACGAGCCGACUUGAAAGCGUGCAGCAGACUUGGAAGGUGGACUCAUCACGGACAUCCUGGUAUCAAAGAGACCACGUGGUCACAAAUUGUAGCAUGAACAACUGGGACAUCAGACGUGUAUUUGUUCUGUGCACAAAAGCGGUCGGAACAGACAAACCAGAAGUGUUGCCCGAGCGUCUAGAAGUAUUCUCUGGGUUUCUCCCGUGGAUCCAAAGCACCAUCUAGUGGCUGUUCGGCAUCCACGGAUCCUCCUCCAUAAAUCUUCACUGCAGUCCUGAUGUAAAAAGAAAAAGUAACAAAUUAUACAUACAGUAUUUGUAAUUCAUGCUAAUUGUUAUAUCCGUUGGAAUAUGUGCCAAACUGGUUCACCCAGGACCCCUCUGUGUCUGAGUGACAGUAACGUGACUGAUGAUGGUGUUUGUGUAUGGAAACGUUUCACUGCCUUUAUUUUUGUACGGAAUUGUACCAGCAUAUUUAAAGUAUAAUGUUAUGUUUUAAUUCUUAAAUUAUGUUUAGUUAGUAAAGACUGUACAAUGACUGAA